Molecule: messenger RNA, 2115 nt
Organism: Henningerozyma blattae CBS 6284
Lineage: Eukaryota; Fungi; Ascomycota; Saccharomycetes; Saccharomycetales; Saccharomycetaceae
Gene: APL1
Product: Apl1p
Exons: 1
Coding region: 1-2115 (704 amino acids)
Biological process (GO): intracellular protein transport; vesicle-mediated transport
Cellular component (GO): membrane coat
Molecular function (GO): clathrin binding
Source: RefSeq, a predicted model, not a curated record
AUGGAUCAAAGAAUUUUUGCUAGAUAUAAAGCAAGUGAGCUUAAAAAUGAUUUACAAGGCUUUGAUGUUAAGAAAUCCAAAAAUAGCGCUUUGAAGAGAAAAAAUGCUCUGAAAAAGAUAAUUGCUAAUUUAACUUUAGGUAACUAUAAUGAGAUGGUUCAUAUGUUUCCUGAUAUAAUUAAUUAUUGGAAGAUAGAAGAUGAUAUGGAAGUUAGAGAGAUAUGCCAUGAAUAUAUUAGAUGCCUAGGCCCACUAAAACCUAAAAGUGCCAAAGAAGCCCUACCCUUGAUUUUAAAAGAUUUAAAUAGCAAAAAUGAAAAACUACAGCUCCAAGCAUUAAAUACACUGAUAUCUGUACCAACUUCUGAAUUUUAUAAUGAAGUUUUUCAAUUCACCAGCGAUGCUAUCAAUCGUAAAUCACAAUCAUCAAACGUAACUAAAACAGCUAUAUUUUCCUUGAUUCAAUUGGAUGAUAUCGAACAUAACCAAAUAUUCCCAUUUUUAGAGCGUUUGCUAGAUAUAUUGGAUAAUCCUAAUAGUAGACCGGCAGUUCAAGCGGCUUGUUUAAAGACUUUGUACACAAUACAUGAAAAGAAUAAUGAUAUGCAAUUUUUAUGUUUAAAAUCUAAUAUAGUAUUUAAUAUACUUUCCAUCUUAUCUAAAUUAAAUGAAUGGGAUACAGUAUAUGCUUUAGAGCACUUACCAAUAUCAGCAGUUCCACAAACGCAUAGCGAGGCAUUAAAAAUGAUUGAAAUGACUUUACCUCAGCUGCAACACGUAAAUUCAUCUGUUGCAUUGAAUGCAAUGAAAUUUAUUGCAUAUCUCUUAAAUUAUGUUGAUCACAUUAAUGAAAGUAUUGUGCAUAAAUGCUCAAAUUCUGUUAUAUCAUUGUUAGACAAACCACCUGAAUUACAAUUCUUAGUUCUUCGUAAUGUAAUUCUUUUACUAUUAAGUCGAGAAGAUUCGUUGUUACACAUCGAUGUUGCAUACUUCUUCAUUGAUUACCAUGAUCCGAUUUACAUUAAAGAUACAAAACUCGAAUGUCUAUACUUAUUAGCAAAUAAAGACAAUCUUCCAAUUAUUUUAAACGAACUUUCUCAAUAUGCAACAGAUAUUGAUACACAAAUGUCAAGGAAAACUAUUAGAGCUAUUGGAAACUUAGCUGUAAAACUAGGGGAUGACUCAGUCGAUGAUUCCGUUGAUAUUUUAUUAAAUUUACUAGAAUUUGGAGUAGAUUAUGUUGUAGAAGAAAUUAUAUCUGUAUUCAGAAAUAUUCUAAGGAAAUAUCCAGAAAGAUUUACCGAUGUGAUCCCUAACUUGAUUCAUUAUUCUAAUUCAGUUCAAGAAGCAGAAUCAAAAAAUGCCAUGAUUUGGAUAAUUACAAGGUACUAUAACUUAUUACCCAAUUAUCUGGAUAAUUUUUCUGUUUUUUCAUCAAAAAUCAAGGAUGAAUCUCUUGAUGUUCAAUUCUCUAUAUUGAAUUCUAGUGUCAAGUUUUUUGUAAGAUCCCCCUCAAAAGAAACAGAGAAGAUUUGUAUUGGAAUUUUAACUAUAUGUACAGAAGAAAUUAACAAUGCCGAUCUAAGAAGUCGAGCUUUCAUGUACUGGAGAUUGCUCUCAAUGGUACAGAAUGAUAAUUCGGUUUCCAAUGAAACCGUGAAAGAAAUUGUGGAUGGGGAGUUACCCUUGAUUGAAUUAGAUACGAAACUCGAUUCCCAAAUUUUAGAAGAAUUAGAAUUAGAUAUUGGAUCAAUAUCCUCAAUUUAUUUGAAACCCGUCUCUCAAAUAUUUAGAUUAAAUAAGUCCAAAUAUUUACCAAAAAGCCCUGCUCUUAAUGCUUCUAGAAGACAACUGGAAGUUAUAGAAGAUUCUUCAAGUACUUAUAAUCAUGAACGAUUCACACCGAAUAGGUCUUUCUCAGACAUUAAUAGAGACAGUUCUUCGAGCCCUGUAAGGCAAUCAAGCGUCCAGAACUACAACAGUCCUGCUGAGACUGUCAAUCACUUAAGAGGCAAAAUGAAAUUAAGUUCAAGGAGUCCUUCCAAAUUGUCGAGAAAUCCAAGUAAAUUAAUAAGAAGGCUAUCCGUAAGAACAGGUCUUGGGAAAAACAAAUAA